Molecule: messenger RNA, 2997 nt
Organism: Prunus armeniaca (apricot)
Lineage: Eukaryota; Viridiplantae; Streptophyta; Magnoliopsida; Rosales; Rosaceae
Source: the annotation of a GenBank genome assembly
AUGCAUAUUUUGACUUGUGGCCAUCUUCAUGCUGCUUUGCUUGGGAAGAAAAUUCAGACUUAUAUAGAUAACAAUCUCGAGAGAGGAGAUGAAAUUGCACCUACCCUUCUCGAAGCAAUAGAGAAAUCAAAGCUUUCGAUAAUCAUUUUCUCAAAAAACUAUGCUUCUUCCACUUGGUGUCUGGAUGAACUUGUGCAUGUUCUGGAAUGCAAGGGAAGAGAUGGGCAGUUUGUUAUACCGAUCUUUUACGACAUCGGACCAUCACAUGUAGGUAAGCAGCAGGGUAGUUAUGCAGAUGCAUUUACUCAACUUGAAGAACGUUUCAAGGACAAUAUGGACAAGGUACACAAGUGGAGGGUUGCUUUGAGGAAAGCAGCCAAAAUAUCAGGGUUCGAUAAUUCAAGCAAAACCGGGCUAGAGUCUGAUUUAGUUAAGAAAGUUGUCAAAGAUGUUUUGAGCAAAUUGAACCGCAAAACAUCAAGUGAUUUAAAGGGCUUGGUUGGAAUUGAAAACCGCAUCGAGGAAAUUGAAUCAUUAUUAUGCAUUGAUGAUGAUUCGCUAGAUGUUUACAGUGUUGGUAUUUGGGGCAUGGGUGGUAUUGGCAAGACCACUCUUGCUGAUGCUAUAUUUCACCGAAACUCUUCUAAAUUCGAAGCUUCUUGUUUUCUUGCAAAUGUUAGGGUGAAAUCAGAAGAAAAAGAUGGACUAAUUCACUUGCGAAAUACACUUCUUCGGAAGAUAUUAGAUGAUGAGAAUCUAAAUAUCGACACUCCAUCUAUAGGACCUGAUCAUGUUAGAAAGAGGCUAAGUCGUACAAAGGUCCUGAUUGUUCUUGAUGAUGUGAAUGACUCAAGCCAAAUAGAACUUCUAGCUGGAGAUCAUGCUCAGUUUGGCCCCGGAAGUAGAAUCCUUAUAACAACUAGAGAUAGGAGCCUACUUAAGAAAACUGUUGAAGAUGAUAAGAUAUACAAGGUUAAGGCAUUAACACACGAUGAAGCUCUUCAACUUUUUCAUUUGAAUGCUUUCAAAAAUAACGCUCCUAGAACAGAAUAUACAGAGUUGGCUGAAAUGGUGGUGGGUUAUGCUGGAGGCAUUCCAUUAGGUGUUCAAAUUUUGGGUUCCUCAUUCCUACACUGUGAGAGCAAAGAAGAUUGGCUAGAUGAGUUGAUCAAAUUGAAAGAAGUUUUAAGCAAAAAGAUCCAGAAGGUGUUGAGACCUUUUGAUGGAUUGGAAGAGAAUGUGAAGGAGGUGUUUCUUGAUAUAGCAUGUUUUAAUAAAGUGGAGACGGAGUAUAUUGUAAAAAGAAUGCUAGAUGCUAGUGGUUUUCGUCGAGCACUUAGAGUUCUUAGUGAUAAAUCUCUCAUAUCAAUUUCAGAAAGCAUGUUCAUUGAAAUGCAUGAUUUGCUACAAGACAUGGGCAGGGAAAUUGUUCGUGAACAAUGUAUUGAAGAGCCCGGAAAACGGAGUAGGUUGUUUAUGGCUGAGGAUGUCUAUCACAUGUUGAAAAACAAUACGGGAACUGCAACGGUUCAAGCCAUAUUCUUUAACAUGUCUGAGAUUGGACAGCUACACUUGCAUCAUGCAGACUUCAAAAAGAUGUAUAAUCUAAGAUUGCUUCAUGUUGACAAUUCUAGAUUUGGAAAUUACUGGGAUUUGGAAGUUUCUCUUCCCAAUUCUCUUAGUUAUCUUUGCUGGGUGGGAUAUCAAUUGAAAUCAUUGCCCUCAGAAUUUUCUCCAGAAAAUCUUGUCGAGCUUCGAAUGUCCUGCAGCAAUGUGGAACAACUUUGGAAUGAAGGCCAGAAUCUCGGGAAUUUAAAAGUGAUCGAUCUUAGUUACUCCAGAAAACUGACUGAAGUUCCAGAUCUCUCUCUGAGUCCAAAAGUUGAGUAUAUAAAUCUUGAAGAAUGCACAAGUUUGGUUCAAAUUCCUUGUUAUCAAAGUCUUGACAAGCUGAAUUAUCUUAACAUGGGAGGCUGCUCGAAUCUCAAAUCUCUUCCAGAGAUACCAGGAAAUGUUGAAUACUUAGAUAUAAGUAGCACUGCAAUAAAAAAAUUGCCUUCAUCAGUUUUGACUAAUGAAAAAUUAUCUUUCUUGGAUAUUGAAUGGUGUAAGGACCUUGAAAAUCUACCCAGCAGCAGUAGUAAGCUAAAAUUACGUCAUUUGAGUUUACGGGGCUGCUCAUCUCUUCGCAAGUUUUCUGAGCUUCCCAGGAAUAUGACCGAGUUAGAGUUGACUGAGACAUCAAUAGAAGUAUUGCCCUCGUCAAUUGAGCAUCUCUCUUGUCUCAAGAAAAUUAUACUGGAAAAUUGUAGAAGGUUUGCGAGCCUCCCAACGAGCAUCUGUAAGUUGAAUUCUCUUGAGAGACUUAUUAUCACUCGUUGCUUCAAAUUUAAAAACUUCCCAAAGAUCUUGGGGCGUAUGGAGCAUCUAUACUUUCUUAGUUUAUCAGAAACAGCAGUUAAAAAGCUACCCUCGUCGAUUGGAAAUCUAAUUGAGCUUCAAACAUUAGAGCUGUAUCGGUGCAAAAACCUUAAGUUUGUCCCGAGUAGCAUCUACAAUUUAAAAUGUCUUAAAACUCUCAUGUUUGGUGGCUGUUCGAAACUUAAAAACUUGCCUUCCUUCUCAGUUGAGAUCCAUGAUUCCCUCAUUUGCUUAACUGCGUUACGAGAUUUAGAUCUAAGUGGAAGCAAGAUCAGGAGCUUACCUGCAAGCAUCAAACAAGCUUCUCAGCUGUCUAUACUGCGCCUAACCAAUUGCAAGAGGCUUCAAUCUUUACCAGAGCUCCCAGUGCUAGUCAUUCUUGAAGCACAUGGUUGCACUGCGCUGAAGACACUGCAAAGUUCAAGGACUGCACACACACAACAUUCCGAUGAAUCUUCUCAUCCGUCCGAUGAACUAAAAGUAGAAGAUAUUAAACUGAGAGAGCUGGUGAUGAGUAUGAAGCAAGUGGAAGUGAUACUUUCGGCGCCCUGUGUGCAAGGGCAUGGAAGUGGAUAA